Messenger RNA from Fusarium tjaetaba, 1407 nucleotides. RefSeq names its product FAD binding domain protein. The record is from RefSeq and is a predicted model, not a curated record. Lineage: Eukaryota; Fungi; Ascomycota; Sordariomycetes; Hypocreales; Nectriaceae. Gene Ontology annotation, biological process: secondary metabolite biosynthetic process. The transcript is spliced from 2 exons. Gene Ontology annotation, molecular function: FAD binding; monooxygenase activity. Bases 1 to 1407 code for a protein of 468 amino acids.
AUGUCCUACAAGAUACAGGAAGUGAUGGAGAGAAGUGAUUCAAGCAGGCUUCAUGUAGUCAUUGUAGGAGCCGGUCUCGGUGGUCUCGGUGCUGCAAUCGCCGUCCGUCUCGCCGGCCAUGAUGUCACGGUUUUGGAGUCUGCACCAGCAAUCGGCGAAGUCGGUGCCGGUAUCCAAGUUCUUCCCAACGCUGCUCGAGUUCUCUUCUCCUGGGGCCUCGAGAAGGAGUUGAUUAAAAAUGCCACCAAGCCAAGAAAAUGCAACUUCAUCGGAUGGAAAGGAAACUAUCUCUCCGAAAUGGACUACCAUGGCUAUGCGGCUGCCUCGGGAGGCUACCCUUUCCUCGAUUUUCAUCGCGCGACUCUGCACAAAGCACUUUUGGACAGAGCUCAAGAGCUUGGUGCCAAGAUUCUUUGCGGAUCUAAAGUCUUGUCCUACGAGAUUGCAGAAGACAACAGCCAUGCAACUGUGUUUCUAGAAGGAGGUCAAACCAUGAAGUCUGACUUAGUAGUCGGCGCAGAUGGCAUCGCCUCUUCACUCAGGGAGCAGUUCCUCGGCCGAUCCGAUCCUCCACAAUUGACGGGUGACUUGGCAUACCGGCUGCUACUGUCGACAGACGAGAUGAGAAAAGACCCAGACCUGAGGCCAUUCGUGGAAGACCCCCAAGUCAACUACUGGGUCGGUCCUGAUAAACACGCUGUCAACUAUGUUUUGAAAGGAGGGGAGCUCUUCAAUAUGGUUCUCUUGGUACCAGAUGAUAUCCCACUCGACAGUGGAAACACUUUGAAGGGCAACAUCGAAGAGAUGAGGGCCCAUUUCGCCGAUUGGGAUCCUCGAAUCGGGAAGAUGCUGAGCCUUUGCGACUCUGUUCUCAAGUGGAGAUUAUGCAUUCGCCCUGGCCUCGAUCCAACUUGGUCACAUCCUUCGGGAGCCCUGACCAUGCUUGGCGACUCUGUCCAUGCGACACUACCAUAUCUCGCCAGUGGUGCUGGUAUGGCUCUAGAAGAUGGCGGCGUGCUCGGACUAUGUCUCGCCAAGCUCAGCGACAAAUCACCAGCCUCAAAGCUGAAAGCGCUGGCUGUCUACGAGUCAUGCCGUCGAGAACGUACCGAGAUGGUUGUGCAAAGAGGAACAUAUAACCAGUGGAUAUAUCACCUUCCUGAUGGUGAAGAGCAGAGACAGCGAGAUGAACGAUUCAGACAAUACGGAAAGUGGGAUGAGGAGUGGCUCAGUGGCGAGAACCCAAUUAUCCCGCAGUCGUCGGAGACCGGAGAGGACCCAUUUCCUUGGAGAUAUCAUGGAGUUGGACGGUGGUUGUUGACGUAUGAUAUGUGGAAGGAUGUUGAUGAGAAGUUCUCGCAGCUCGACUCUGAAGCCAGUGGCGGCUCACUAAGAGCAAGUCUCUAA